UGCGUCUGCGCAUCAUUAACCAAGCUAUAAAAUUGACAUUGACGUGAGAAGAAGCCAAAAUAAAAACGCUUUAAAAAUUAUUAUUCAAUAUUUUUAAAUCAUUCAAAUAAUUUGGGAAAAUAGUAUGAAAAUUAUGUAUAUCUCUUCUUACCAUCAGAUAAUGUUACGGAUAUGAAACUGAGAAAAGAUAAAAGACAUAAAGUUGCCUCCAAACGUUUUGAUGAUAGCUGGGAUUUAACUAUCCUUAAGAAAAAACGUAUUCAAAAGCCAACCAUAAAAAAAGGAAAGUUCACGGCUAAGAACAUAACCCUCAACGAGGUUGCCCUCGACAAUAAACUUUUGCGAAUAUCUUUACCAAGAGCCAGUUUAAAAGGUUUAACUAUCAAGGCUGUCAAAAAUCAAAAAAAGACAAAACCAAAAGACAAAAACUCUUUAUCUGAAGUUAAGAAGUUAAAUUCAGAAAAACAUAGGAGUGCUCUUAGAUCUCAAAACACAAUCAACAAAUCGGCUCAAAAACCCAUUAAAAUAAAUAAGUCUCUUCCAUUAAAAAAUACAAUCGACAAAUCAUCUCAAAGAUCUAGUAGAAUAAGUCAGUCUCUUCCAAAAUCCGUUAGAAGCAACAAGGAUUCAUUAAAAUCCGUUACAAGCAACAAGUCUCCGUUAAAGUUUGAUAAAAACUCAUUCAAAAUCAGCUUCCCAACUGAACAGGAAGCAAACGACAAAGCAAUGGUUGUAAGUAAUGGUAGAGUAACAAAAUGUAACCUUGAAGAUUAUUUCAUGAAAAAACUUAAGACAAAACAUAAAAUAUUUUACCUAAAAGUAGCUAAAUCUGCAGCAGUUGGAGAGGGCAAGCUUAAUUACAAAUUUCACCAGCUUGUUAAUGACGUUAAAAACAUGCAGUUGCCUACGCCGUCUUGGAAGAUAAAAGUCAUAAUACGACACAAUAAGAUAGCAUCUAUCAUUUUCACGAAUAAAGCGGAACUUGAGAGAAGUGUAUGUUUUAAUUCCGACGAUGAUAAAUAUCAUUUAGUUAUCAAUAAUAAGCCGGCACUUCUGCUUGGUUCCCCUGGAAAAGUUGAUAGUUGUAAUGACAUUGAAGUGCUAUUGAGUAUUGUGGACACUAUUCAACACGAUAGUUCUAUGAUUAUGUUUACGUGAAUACUUUUUUUUAGCAGUUAUGUCAAUUCCAAAUUUAUACAUUUAAAAAAUUAUGUCACUUAAGUUAAUAAAGUCACAUUCUAAUGAAACAUAGGCCACCUUAUCUAAUUUUAAAAAAUUGGAACUAUAGUAUUUUUACUACAAAAGCAAGAUUACGUAGGUCAAAAUUUCUGACGUAAAAGCACUGUCAAAACAUUAGAAUGUGACUUUUCAUCGUGGCCACGUUAAUGUCAUUACUUGUCAGAUAUUUUUCUUUGUUUUUGUUUACUAUAAACAUAAUAUCUAUAGUUCUUUAUUCUAAUUAAUGAUGUCAAUCGGAUUUCAUCAAUUGCCGAAAUAUAUUAACCAUAUGCCAAAAUAUUUGUUAAUGUUAUCGAAAAUAAUGAUAUUUCAUAACAUCAACUCUAGAAUUGAAAUUUGUGUAGCACAGCUAAAAUACGACACCAACACGGAACUGUCCGAUCUUGUAUAAGCGUCUACAUGGUAUUUUAAUAAAAAAAAACGUAAUCGCGAUUACAUUGAGAAUUUUAGAAUUAUAUUAAUUAAAUAUCCAAAAACAUUUAUUAUUAUCAAUAAUAUAAAUUUUCUGAAACAAUGAUUUAAGUUCAAUAUUCCAAAAAAUAAUAAUUUAUUAAUAUUUUAAUAGUGUUGCUGGUUGCGGUCAAUUAUUCUGCUGUGAAAUAAUAUAUUUUAAUGAUUAUACCUACACUAUGAUAAUAUUGUUGCUAAUUAAUAUAUUUCGGCAAGUAAUGAAAACCAAUUGACAUAAUUAAUUAGAAUAAAUAAUUAUAGAUAUUAUUUUUAUAGUAAACAAAAACAAAGAAGUAUAUACAAAUACAAAAACAAAUAUCUCUGACAAAUAAUGACAUAAACGUGGCCAUGAUGAAAAGUCACAUUCUAAUGUUUUGACAGUGCUCAUACGUCAAAAAUUUUGACCUACGUAAUCUUGCUUUUGUAGUAAAAAUACUAUAGUAAGCUGUUCCAACAAGUUCAUCAAAGUCCUAUAUAGGGCGAGGCAGAUAACUGGCCUAUUAGAAAUAUCUCGAGAACUAAAGGCAACAGAAUCAUGAAAAUUGGAAUAAAGGGGUUUUGAAGGAUGAUCUAUUAAAUGAAAAUAUUUUCAUCUCUUUGCAACUUCCGGUUAUACCGGAAGUUGCUUAUAACUUCGUUUUUUUAAAUGGGACACCCUGUACAUUUUUACAUUUUUGGAUUCUCUUCGAUGUCUUCUUUCUUAAAAUAUGAGGUUUUGUAAUAUUAUACAGGGUAUUUUAAAAGAUAAUUACGUUUUUUUAUUAAUUUCGUAGCAACAUUCACACCCUGUAGAAUUGUAGUAGUUUGACAUCUAAAACUCUACUUGCGUUCAAAUGAUUUUUAAUAUACUGUACUAUUGUUAAGAAUCAUUAGUAUAGCUAAAUUUUUUAUUUUAGUAUACAGGGUUGGUCGAAACUCGGAAUGAGUAUUUUCUGAGUUUUCUUAAAUGGAACACCCUGUAUUUUUGUAUUAUAGUGAAAUGAUAUUUUAUAGUACUUUUUUAUUUCUUAAGCAUUCCCUAUACCUAACUGCUUUAAUUUGUGAGUUAUUGGUGAUUAAAGCUAAACAUUAAUUGCAACAAAAAAUACGUAAAAUGUUAUUAGGUUGGCCGUGAAAAUACUCAAUCCCAAAUAAUUUUUCAGAAAUAAAUACAUAUUAAUCCAGACUGGUCCUUAAAAUUACCAAUAAUGGUUUAGCUAUCAAAAUACCUACGUAGUUAAGAUUGUUGGUGCGAUUAACAAUUAAGCACAAAUUAAAGCAGUUAGGUAUAGGGAAUGCUUAAGAAAUAAAGAAGUACCAUAAAAUAUCAUUUCACUACAAUACUAAAAUACAGGGUGUUUCAUUUAAGAAAACUCAGAAAAUACUCAUUCCGAGUUUCGACCAACCCUGUAUACUCAAAUUAAAAAUUUAGCUAUACUAAUGAUUCUUAACAAUAGUAGAGUAUAUUAAAAAUCAUUUGAGCGUAAGUAGAGUUUUAGAUGUCAAACUACUACAAUUCUACAGGGUGUUAAUUUUGCUACGAAAUUAAUAAAAAAAUGUAAUUACCUUUUAAAAUACUCUGUAUAAUAUUACAAAACCUCAUAUUUUAAGAAAGGAGACAUCGAAGGGAAUCCAAAAAUGUAAAAAUAUACAGGGUGUCCCAUUAAAAAAAACGAAGUUAUAAGCAACUUCCGGUAUAACCGGAAGUUGCUUAAAUGCAAAGAGAUGAAAAUAUUUUCAUUUAAUAGAUCAUCCUUCAAAACCCCUUUAUUCCAAUUUUCAUGAUUCUGUUGCCUUUAGUUCUCGAUAUAUUUCUAAUAGGCCCUUUAUUUGCCUCACCCUGUAUAUUACGUUAUACAUGUUAUCACUAAUAUUGGAAUUCAAUAAACAUUUUUGAUACUUUUAAAAUACAUAAGUUUGGAAAUUUUAUAUAAGACUUUGUAUAAAGGUGUUAUAGUUAACAAAAUACUAGUAAUUUGUAACAAAUAUUUUUUAAUAAAGCAAUGUAGGCUUUCUUUGUAUGAAUAUAAAUAUUUUUAAGUAAUGGACCUGUCUGUCAGAUGGCUUAGCGGGCUGAGGCGCUCGAUCUACAACUCUAGUGGAUUUACGAUCGAGGUUCGAUCCCCGACCCGGUGAAUAGAGAAAUAAAAAGGCUAACGUCGUAGUUUAAAAUUCUACGGCUUGAUCUCGAAUAAGCAAGGUGUUUGAUCGGCCUAUGAAGGAGCGGUACGGCAAGGGAUAAGGGCGUGCAGCUUGAUGAUACUCCUCCAUAGAUCUCUACCGGAAGGGCGUUGACGCCUAAUAACGGUGUAUAUAUAAUAUAAUAGGCGGAAAUAAUUUCAUUUGGAUACUUACUUGCCUGGCACUAAUCUAUAGUUAUAUUGGAAUGUGUGUAAGCUAAAAGAAUUGAGGCCUAUAGGAUCAAAACCUGCUAGAUCCAUAUUUUGAAAUUUUGUCAAGAGGCUAAGAAAACAUUAAAAAUGUAAAUUUUUCAAAAAGUAUCCAACAUUUCUCAAUCAUAGGGGCAGAAAUAAAUAUCAUAAAAUGACACACUAAUUUGUCAUUUUUCAACAUGCCCCUUAUAUCUUCAGAAAUCUGUACUUUUAGUUUAGAUUUAUCAGAACGAAAAAUUUAAGAUUUAGCAUAUACCUACUCAGUAGUAUUUAUUUAUUUAUAAUUUAAUAACAUUUUGAACAUUGUAAUCCAAAGUUGUCUGUAUUAUUAAGCCAAUAUUUAUAUUCAUACAGUAUUGAAAGUAAUUAAAAAUA
This is a messenger RNA of Diabrotica virgifera virgifera (western corn rootworm), 4436 nucleotides long. RefSeq lists its product as uncharacterized. The record is from RefSeq and is a predicted model, not a curated record. NCBI's taxonomy places the organism in Eukaryota, Metazoa, Arthropoda, Insecta, Coleoptera, Chrysomelidae. The transcript has 3 exons. Bases 172 to 1158 code for a protein of 328 amino acids.